CCACAACAAAUCCAACCCCCAAAAUCCCUCUCCGCCAUGGCCAAAACACAAAAAGCCUUCAAGAAGUUUGCUUCUUCCGGCAAACUCAAGGACUCUAUCCGCCAGCGCCGCCAAACGCAGCAAAUCAAGAAAAAGACUGAAGAACGUAAAGCGCACCGAUCAAAGCAGCGUGGCGCCGCCCAUUCCGAGGAUGAAGGCGGAAGCGGGUCUGGGGAUGAAAAUGAAGACGAUGAUGAUGAUGAAGCUCGCAAGAUUGGUCAGCCCGCUGCUGGCGGUAAAGCCGGCGGUGUGGCGAAGAGUGUCGAAGAGCUCUUCGGCGCUGGUGGGUUGGAUGUUGAUGCGGGGGAGGAGUCUGAACUGGAGGACCUUGGCUCCGAGGAUGAAGAGGAUGAUGACGAAGGCGAGGAUGAAGAGGAUGAGCCGCUCGAUGAGGCUGCGAUGAAGAAGGCGAUGAAGGAUUUGGCCAAGAAGGAUCCAGAGUUCUUCAAGUACUUGAAGGAUAACGACGAAGAUUUGCUCGAGUUUGGGGACAAGGGCAAGGAAAGGGAGGAGGACGAGGACGAAGACGAAGACGAAGAAAUGGACAGUGAUGAGGAGAUGGACGAAGACGAGGAUGAAGCGCCCGCGGAGAGGAAGAAGAUUAGUGUCACGAUGAAGAUGCUUCGUCUGUGGCAGGAGGGUAUGCUCAAGCAACACUCUGUGAGGUCUUUACGCAAGACACUCAUUGCCUUCCGCGCUGCCGCCCACAUGAACGAAGAAGACGGCGACCAAGGCUCCGGUCUCGACACCAAAUACACUGUCGACAGUGCCGCCGUCUUCAACAAACUUGUCCUCACCGCUCUCAAAUUCACCCCCGUCGUCGUCUCUCACCACUUCCCCUACAAGACCCUCCCCACCGGGCGAGUCAAGCUCCAGCCGCCCAAAAAGGCCAACCAGGCGUUGAACCGUUUGGUCUUGUCCCACUUUACGACGCUCUUGCAUUUGAUCAAGUCUUUGCCUACCACUCCCUCAAGUGUGGCUACGAAAGAGCAGGAAGGCGCGAGCGGCUUGCUCUUGACAGCUGUGGGGGAGAGCACCAAGCUCAUCCCUUGGAUCUUGAGCGCAAGGAAGCAUUUGAGGGCGUACUUGAAGGUCUUGCUGGACCUUUGGAGUUCAGCGGGCGACGACGUGAGAAUAGCGUCUUUCUUGGCUGUGCGAAAGCUGUUUGUGCAGGGUGACGAUGCCGUCAAGGAUCUUUGCUUGAGAAAUAUCUACCGCGCGCUCUUGCCUCCUUUGCGAAACGUCACCCCCCACACUCUCCCCGCUAUCAACCUCAUGAAGAACACUGCGUCCGAGCUCUACCAGCUCGCCCCCUCUCUCUCCUACCAACACGCUUUCGGUUUUAUCCGUAUGCUUGCUGUGCACUUGCGUAACGUUGUACGAUCGAGUACGUCCGGUAAAGCGGGGGACAACCAGCAAGCUUUCAAGGCGGUGUACAACUGGCAGUAUGUGCACUGUAUCGACUUUUGGAGUCAGGCGCUCGCUGGGGCGGGCAGCUUGGAGAAUCAAAAGGCGAAUGCGGGGUUGGAAAGCCCCCUCAAGCCUUUGAUCUAUCCCCUUGUCCAAAUCGCUCUUGGAGCCGUAAGGUAAGAACCCCAACUCUAAAGUCUGAAUGUGUCUAACAUUGAAUAGACUCCUGCCGUCAUCGCGAUACUUUCCCCUUCGAUUCCACGUCCUUCAUUCUCUCCUCCGCCUCAUCUCCCGCACGGGCACCUACAUUCCCCUCGCGCCCUUCCUCCUCGAAAUCCUCGACUCUACCGAGUUCCGCCGCUCCAACCCCAAGAAGGGCACCCUCAAACCGCUCGACUUUGAAUAUGUUAUUCGCGCGCCGGCGGCUUAUCCCAAGACGCGGGUCUUCCAGGAAGGCCUCGGUGAAGAGUUGGUGUUCUUGUUGGGCGAGUACCACGCUGCCAUUUCGACGCAGAUCGCUUUCCCCGAGAUUGUGCUCCCAGUGAUCAUCACUAUCAAAAAGCAGAUCAAAAAGGGGUCCGCCGGUUCUCCCAAAGUCCAAUCACAACUCAAAGUGCUCCUGGACAAGCUCGAAGCCACCCGCACAUUCAUCGAGACCAAGAGGCGCAACGUGUCGUUUGCGCCCAGAGAUAGGGGCGAGAUGGAUAGGUUUUUGGAGGGACAAGGCCCGGAGGUGACACCUGUGGGCAACUGGAUGAGGUUGCAGAGGAAGGUGAGGGAUCAGAAGAGGCAGGAGGUUGAGAAGGCGCUCAGGGAGGAGCGGGAGGAGAGUGAAGAGUAAGGCUGUGGAUAGGAUGUGGCAUUUUCUUUCAAGGUCUAGGUCCACCUGGUAUGCAUGUAAAUGUACGGAUUA
Molecule: messenger RNA, 2362 nt
Organism: Cryptococcus amylolentus CBS 6039
Lineage: Eukaryota; Fungi; Basidiomycota; Tremellomycetes; Tremellales; Cryptococcaceae
Exons: 3
Coding region: 37-1629 (530 amino acids)
Biological process (GO): ribosomal large subunit biogenesis
Cellular component (GO): nucleolus; Noc2p-Noc3p complex; nucleoplasm
Source: RefSeq, a predicted model, not a curated record